AUGGCAGAUCCAAAUCCACUACUCCAGCAAAGAGAGUAUGAGGCGGAGGCCCCAAAACUCGAGAAACAGCUGCCAUCCUUAGAUGACACAAUCGAACAGUGCAUCGGAAACUUCGGAUGGGGACAGUUCUUCCAAGCCACCCUUAUAUCCUUCGCCUGGUUUUUCGAUGCGCAACAAACAUUCAUCAGUGUUUUUACUGAUGCUGAGCCAAAAUGGCACUGCACAUCACCGAGCAAUUCCACAUGCAAAAAUAUCUGUGAAAUCUCUAGGGAUUCUUGGGACUGGGAUUUGCCUGCUCACACAUCCAUCAUCUCAGAGUGGUCCCUUGAGUGUGCUGGCUCGAUCAUCACUGGCCUCCCGGCAUCGUCAUUCUUUUUGGGCUGCCUUGCCGGUGGAUUCGUCCUUGCAACCCUAGCGGAUUCCUCUUUUGGCCGGAAGAACAUGCUUGUUCUAUCUUGCAUGUUCAUGUCUCUAACCGGAAUCUUUACCGCACUCUCCACCAACGUAUGGAUGUAUACCGCGUUGAGAUUUAUCAGUGGUUUUGGCAGGGCAACAAUUGGAACCUGUGCUCUUGUUCUUUCGACAGAGCUUGUUGGGAAAAAAUGGAGAGGAAAUGUUGGGAUCGUAGGAUUCAUCUAUUUUACUCUCGGGUUUCUUUCUUUACCGGGGGUGGCUUAUCUGAUCAGAGGUUUGUCAUGGAGACUUCUCUACCUGUGGACUUGCGUUCCAUCUGCAUUUUACUCAGUGUUCUUGUAUUUUCUUGUUCGUGAAUCUCCCCGAUGGCUUUACGUCAAGGGUCGAAAGGAAGAAUUUGCGGAAACACUGAGAAGCAUUGCUGCACCGGUUAACCGGAGCAGCUUAACCCAAAGCUUCUUCGGUAGGUGCGUCGAGUGGGAGGAGGAAUCUCACGAAACUAACAUGUACUCCGCAAUGAAGAUCUUGUUGCAAAAAUCUUGGGCUUUCCAGCGACUAGUGGCGAUUAUGGUGGUUGCCUUUGGAGUCGGAAUGAUCUAUUACGGCAUGCCAUUAGGCCUUGGCAACUUGGAUUUUGAUCUGUACUGGAGUGUCACAUUAAACGCAUUGUCUGAAUUUCCAGCUUCAUUUCUAACCUUCUUUCUUAUAGAAAAACUAGACCGGAAGGUUUCAGUACUGGGAUUGGCUCUAUUAAGUGGAAUUUGCAGUGUAGCAUGCGUGUUGGUUAGGUGGAAGGUGAUGCAAAUCGGACUGGAGCUGGUGUCGUUUUUCGGCGCGUGCGCUGCAUUCGACGUGGUGUUGAUUUAUAGUUUGGAGUUGUUUCCAACUUGCGUGAGGAACUCGGCGGUAUCGAUGGUGAGGCAGGCGCUGGUGUUUGGAGGUGUUUUCAGCCCGGUUCUGGUGGCUGCCGGUAGAAAGAAUGGACUGCUAUCGUAUGGAGUGUUCGGCGUAACAAUAAGCGUAUGUGGGUUUUUCGUGGCAUGCCUGCCGGAAACAAGGGGAAGAACAUCUUGCGACACCAUCGACCAAGAGGAGCGCAAGAAUGAUGCGAUCAAUAAUAGAGUCGAUAAUGUAUAA
Messenger RNA from Fraxinus pennsylvanica, 1551 nucleotides. The record is from the annotation of a GenBank genome assembly. Lineage: Eukaryota; Viridiplantae; Streptophyta; Magnoliopsida; Lamiales; Oleaceae.